Wyeomyia smithii (pitcher-plant mosquito) is the source of this 1757-nucleotide messenger RNA. RefSeq names its product chromatin assembly factor 1 p55 subunit (gene Caf1-55). Bases 257 to 1546 code for a protein of 429 amino acids. The record is from RefSeq and is a predicted model, not a curated record. Lineage: Eukaryota; Metazoa; Arthropoda; Insecta; Diptera; Culicidae. Gene Ontology annotation, cellular component: ESC/E(Z) complex; NuRD complex; nucleus. The transcript is spliced from 3 exons. Gene Ontology annotation, biological process: regulation of gene expression. Gene Ontology annotation, molecular function: histone binding.
CAAUGCGUCAAAUGAAAAACGUUUUGGCGUUCUCUCUCUUUGACAGAUUAUAGCUUGGCAUUUCGUUUUUCGCUCGCACAUCAUAGUCGAGAAAAAAGCGCCGGAAUAGAAGAAAAAGCGGUCACUCUCAAGAGAUAGUGGAGUUGUUAGCGGCGUGUCUGCAAUUGCUUGGUUAGUGAAGUGCAGGUUGGGACGUGAGGUAAAAUUACAAAGCGAGUGAUUAAAUUUCUAUCGUUUAGAACAUUUAAUACCAGCAAUGGGCGAUCGCGGUGAUGGAGCUGAGGCUUUUGAUGAUGCCGUUGAGGAGCGCGUCAUAAAUGAAGAGUACAAAAUAUGGAAGAAAAAUACACCUUUUUUGUAUGAUCUGGUCAUGACGCAUGCACUGGAAUGGCCGUCACUAACCGCACAAUGGUUACCCGAUGUGACCAAACCAGAGGGAAAAGAUUAUUCUGUGCAUCGAUUGAUACUGGGAACGCAUACUUCCGAUGAACAAAACCACCUGCUUAUUGCUAGCGUGCAAUUGCCCAAUGAAGACGCUCAAUUUGAUGCCAGUCAUUACGACAAUGAGAAGGGAGAGUUUGGUGGAUUCGGAUCUGUUUCUGGUAAAAUCGAAAUUGAAAUUAAGAUUAAUCACGAAGGGGAGGUUAAUAGGGCCAGAUAUAUGCCGCAGAAUCCGUGCGUGAUUGCUACGAAAACACCAUCGAGUGAUGUACUUGUUUUUGAUUAUACUAAACACCCUAGCAAACCGGAACCGAGCGGUGAAUGCCAUCCAGAUCUGCGUCUCCGUGGACAUCAAAAAGAGGGCUAUGGUUUAUCAUGGAACCCAAAUCUCAAUGGUUAUUUGUUAUCCGCUAGUGAUGAUCAUACUAUAUGCUUGUGGGACAUCAAUGCUACUCCAAAAGAACACCGGAUUAUUGAUGCCAAAAAUAUUUUUACCGGUCAUACAGCUGUCGUUGAGGAUGUCGCUUGGCAUUUAUUGCAUGAAUCCCUCUUUGGUUCCGUGGCUGACGAUCAAAAGCUAAUGAUUUGGGACACACGCUGUAACAACACUUCCAAGCCAUCACAUACAGUUGAUGCGCACACAGCGGAGGUGAACUGUCUUAGUUUCAACCCGUAUUCGGAAUUCAUCCUAGCUACUGGAUCUGCAGAUAAAACUGUUGCACUCUGGGAUUUGCGUAACCUCAAACUGAAGCUGCAUUCGUUCGAGUCACACAAGGAUGAGAUCUUCCAGGUCCAAUGGUCUCCACAUAACGAAACCAUCUUGGCAUCGUCGGGAACUGAUAGACGACUCCACGUGUGGGAUUUGUCGAAGAUCGGUGAAGAACAAAGCGCUGAAGAUACCGAAGAUGGACCGCCGGAGUUGCUGUUUAUUCAUGGAGGACACACCGCAAAGAUUUCCGACUUCUCUUGGAAUCCAAAUGAACCGUGGGUCAUUUGUUCGGUUUCAGAGGACAAUAUUAUGCAAGUCUGGCAAAUGGCGGAGAAUAUUUAUAACGACGAAGAACCCGAUGUGCCGGCCAGCGAAAUUGAGGCCGGCGCUCCGUGAAAACAUCAUAAAUCAUUUCGUUUGUAUUUUAUCUGCUUCACCAUGAGUAUCAACGUAAAUGUUAAACGUUCACAAAUUCCAUUGUAAGCACGUAAGAAAUCUUGAAGAUACAUGUAGUCGACUAAACUUAUUAAUGUUUUUGAAUAUACCUAUAAUAUGUAGUGAUGGUUAUCCACAGAUUUUAGAAAUAAACUUCCUUUUGAUAGCAAAA